Messenger RNA from Caenorhabditis remanei, 3225 nucleotides. RefSeq lists its product as uncharacterized. Lineage: Eukaryota; Metazoa; Nematoda; Chromadorea; Rhabditida; Rhabditidae. The coding region runs from base 1 to 3225 and encodes 1074 amino acids. The transcript is spliced from 5 exons. The record is from RefSeq and is a predicted model, not a curated record.
AUGGACACGUGGGAUUUGGGUGUUCUUGAGCUCAACACGUUGCUCUGGGGUUUGAACGGUGACGUUAACGUAUUGACGGGUGAGUGGCUCGACGGUGAGUUGGAAGACAACACGGCUUUCCUCGUUGUCCUCUGGGCGGCUGGAAACGGUCCAGAAGUUGUAGGCCUUGACGAGGUCGAAGUAACGGGAGACAACUUGUUCGGUUUCCUUGGUGAGCUUGUACUCAGCAACAACGUUGACCUGGUUGAGACGAGCGGCCUUGAUCAAGAGCUCGUAUUCUGGGAGUCCGUUGGAUUGACGCUCCAUGUUGCGCUCGUACUUCUUUUGUUCCUUGGAUUGUUGGAGUUGGGCGUUGAUGGUGAUCUCGUUCUUCUUUUGGGAUCCCCAGGUGGAGGUGAGGGAGAGUUGAACUUCACGGUGUGGUUGUUCACGGAGUUGACGGAGGGAAGAUGGCAUCUCUGGGCGGAUGGCGAGAAGUUGGGAGCGGAGAGUCCAUUCCUUGGUCUCCUCGAAGAUUGGGGAGCGGCUAACUUCCAUGUUCCAUUGGCACAAACGGAGCUGCUUGUCGCAGACGGUGGUGAGCUCGGUGUUCAUGUUGUAGUCGCGUGGAGCCUCAAGCUUGAGGGUGAUGGUGUGCUUGUAUCCUUGCUCCUUUUGGAUGUUCUUGACCAUCUUGGAGAAAUACUCACGACGGUUCUCGGUGUUGUCUUGCUCGAGCUCGAACUCCUUCUCGAAGAUCUUGUCAAACUUGAUUUGGGAGAGUUCAGCUUUCUCGAGUGGGGAGACGGUAAGGCGGGCAACGAAUUCAGCUGGACGAUUCUUGUUCUCUACGGAGACCUCGAAGUCUUGUUCGGCGAGGAGCCAGUUCUCAACGGUUUGUUGUCUGAAGAUGUUUCCACGGGUAGAAACCUCGAGUCCAAGGAAGUUGUGAACCUUCUCGAUCUCUUCGGUGUAUUGGCGCCAUUGUGGAACGGAGACAGUUCUCUCUUCAGCCUCAACAUUCUCGAAUUUCGAGAAUCCUGGGUGACGGAGGAAGACAACUGGGCGAGUGGUGAGGGAGAUGACCGAUUUUUGGUUCUCUGGGACGAUAACCUUGUAGACAAGUUCGAAGUUUCUCUUCAUCUCGGCAACAACGUUGAUCUUGACUGGAACAAAGGCAUGGAGGGAUUGGACAGUCUUGACUCCUUGCUCGAAAAGUGGAGUGAACAUUCUCAUCUCGUAAACGUGGGUGGCAGCAACCGAUGGGCGAGCCUCAACGGUCAAGCGGAGUUCAGUUCCAUCGAGUUCAAGGGAGAGUUUUCCUUCAGCCGACAUGACAGUUGGGAUCUUUCCGGAGACAACGAGUGGGAGUCCAAGAGUGGUUGGGAAUUUGCGGAUAACCUCAUAGAAGAAAGCGGCGUGGUGGGUCUCGAAAUCAAGAUCUUGGUUAAGGGCACGACGAAUCUCGCUGAACUUGAUCUCUCCGUUGCGGACGAAUUUCUCAACAAGGCUUUCGAUGAGUUGGGAGUCGAUUGGGAGAACGGCAUAAUCCAUAUCCUUGUAGCGGAGGUAGAUCAUGGCGAAGGCGUCCUUCUCGUCACGGGUGGUUGGGCGAGCACGGAUGUUCAUCUUUUGGGCGAGCUCCUUGAGAAGCUUAAUUCCGGUUUGGAUGCGGCGUCCGCGGACAACGGUGGUGGAUUCCUUCUCAAGAGACUCGAGCUUUUGGAGAGCCUUGUAGAGGUAUUGGUCCAUGUUCUGUUGGGAGAAUCCGAUUUGGGCGAAGUACUUGAUCCAGUUUCCUCCAAAAACGGCGUCAAGAGAGGCGUGGAGUUGAGCGUAGGCGGAGGAAAUCAUCUGUUGUUGUGGCUCGUAGCGGGUGAAGGAGAGAACCUUAGAGCAAUCCUUGGCGACACGUUCGUAACAUGGGUUGGUGGAUUGAGCGAAGUGGCGGAUCAUUUGGUGGGUAAGAGCAGCAACUUGUUGGUUGGACUCCUUCUCCAUCUGAGAGACGACUUGGACGAGGAGUGCCUCUUCUGGGCGGGUGUGCAUCAUUCUCCAGAGAGCAAGCAUACGGAUUUCUGGCUCGUAUUGACGGUUCUUGUAGAUUGGGAGGAGAACCUUUUGGAUCUUGCGUGGCAUGGAAUCCUUAAGGAGUCUGAGGGCAUCGAUUGCUUCCUUGCGGACUGGGAGUGGUUGGCGCUUGUCAACAAUGAUCUCGUUGAGUUGGUUGACAGAAAUAUCGAGUCCAGCGUUUCCGAUGGUCUUGAGGGCCAAAAUCUUCUCCCAGACGGAUUGACGGAUAACUUGACUGUUCUUGGCGACACGGGAGUUAGCGAACUUGAUGAGGGACUCAGCAAUAGCCUCGGAUGGGAAUGGAGUCUCUUGGAUAGACUUGAGGAGUUGAGCGAUCUUAACUGGAGUGACCUCGCUUUGUUCGAUGUGAGCGAGCAAGUGCUCAAUGGUGUUCUUGGUUCCGGAGACGGCAAGGACGUGCUCGAAGAGGGAUUGAAUCUGAAAAUUGUCAUUUCACUACUGUACUCUUUGAGAAAUGGUGCAGGUGCGGAAAAGACGAACGAGUUGCGCGAAGAAGUGAGCGGUCUCUGGCAUGUUGUGCUCUUCCUCUUGGAUUCUGUCAACGAUGGUCUUGAUGAGCUUGAUCUUCUUGUCAAGUGGGAACUUUUCGAAUGGCUCGAACUCAGCCUUGUUUCCGUUCUUGAAGAAAUCCUCAACAAGUUGUUCCCAGCGGGAAGAGUAGAUGAUAUCUUCCUUCUCUCCAUUGACCUGAAAAUAUUUAUAAUGGCUCUCUUCAAGCAUGAGUUUGGAGCGGGUCUCAGUCUUCAUGACUUCCUGUCCGUUGACAUUGACGGUGUAGAGGGAGCGAACCUCGGACUCCUUGAGCUCAUUGUUUUCCAAAACGUAGGUGUAGACAGUUUGUGGGCGGAUGACUUCGGUCUCCUUCUCGCACUCUGGGCACUCAGAAGAGAAACGGAGUCCGUAGGCGGUUUCGGAACGCUCGGUGCACUUGUUGAAGUUGAUGGAUUUGGUGAUGAUGGUCUUCUUCUGCUCACGGACAAUGGUGUAGGCGACUUGGCAUUCUCCCUCGAGGGUCUUCUCAGUGGUGAAGAAAGAACGGUUUUCCUCGGUGGAUUCCUUGUCUUCGUAAGACUCAAGUCUCUCCAUCUCGUGUCUUGGGGCAAUUGGGUUGAAGGAGAUCAUGUUGAGAACGGCUCUCUUCAUGUUCUUUGA